Molecule: messenger RNA, 1363 nt
Organism: Leptopilina heterotoma
Lineage: Eukaryota; Metazoa; Arthropoda; Insecta; Hymenoptera; Figitidae
Gene: Zfrp8
Product: programmed cell death protein 2
Exons: 5
Coding region: 206-1282 (358 amino acids)
Cellular component (GO): cytoplasm; nucleus
Source: RefSeq, a predicted model, not a curated record
GCACCCUUAGUAGGCACCCGCAUUGCAACACAACAUAACCUCAAAAUUGUGAAGGAUAUUAGUGGGUGAAUUCAAAAUCGUUUUCAACAUUUUCAAGAAGCAUUGUUUUUGUAAAAAAAAAUAUAUUUAAGAAUAAAAAACAUUUAUUGAGAAAGCAAAACAUUCGGAAAGUGUGAAAAGAACUUUUAAAAAAUUGAAAAAGAAAAUGAGAAAAGUAGACAUUGGCUUUGUUGAAAGUUGUGAAUCUUGGGAGGUAGAAAGUAGAUUUUUUCCAAGCAAAAUAGGAGGUAAACCUGCGUGGCUGGAUUUGAAAAAUUUACCAGAAUACAGUCAAAUUGCAUGUGAUUAUUGUAAAAAUCCCUGCAUUUUUUUAUGUCAGAUCUACGCUCCCUAUACUGAAGAAGAAAAAGCUUUCCAUAGAACGUUGUUUAUUUUUAUCUGUCGAGAUCCAAAUUGCUGUAAAGCCAAUGAGAAUGGGAAUUUAAAAGUUUUUCGCUCACAACUGCAAAGGAUUAAUGAAUAUUAUCCUCCUAAUCCUCCGGAAGAAAAUGAAAAUUGGAGAAAAGAUAUUCAAAUUGAAAAAUGGCGAAAAACUUGCCAGGUUUGCGGAAUUGUUGCAAAUAGCCACUGCGCAAAAUGCAAGAAAACAAAUUACUGCUGUCGAGCUCAUCAAAUAAUUGACUGGAAAAGUGUUCAUAAGAAAUAUUGUGGUUCUGAUGAAAAUAUUACAUCGACAGAUAUUGUAUUUCCUCAAUUUGAACUUGUUAUGGAAGAAGAAAAUGAUGAUGAUGGUGAUGAUGAUGAUGAUGAUAAUGAUAGUGAAAAAGAAGAAAAUGAAAUAGUUUCUAACGAUAACAGUGAAGAAAAUUGUCUGAAAAAAAGUACAUAUGACAAACUAGUGGGAAGUUUGCAGAAUGUAGAUGACGUGGAUUUAGAUUUAAUGAACUUUGCCAACAAUAAGGAAGAUACAUCAUUUCUGAAAUUUAAGAAUCGAAUACAAAGUAAUCCAGAUCAAGUUAUAAGGUACGAUAGAGGGGGCUCUCCUUUAUAUAUUUCGUCAUUGAAUCAUGCUCAAAAUAUUCCGAAAUGUGAGGAAUGUAAUGGAGACAGACAGUUUGAAUUUCAGAUAAUGCCACAAAUGUUACACCAUCUGAAAGUCGAGGAUUCUCUAACAAGUCUUGAUUGGGGAAUUAUAGCAAUAUUCACUUGUAAAAGAUCUUGUACCCCUAAAGCUGGGUAUGCAUCCGAGUACAUUUGGAAACAGGACAUUACCGAAUGUUGAAGUUUUCAUUUUAUUGAAACGUAAAUAACAGAAUAUUUGUAUUUAUAUUUUUAAAUAAAAUUUUGUACAUACCUGAUAAGA